Aspergillus candidus is the source of this 2135-nucleotide messenger RNA. RefSeq lists its product as uncharacterized. Gene Ontology annotation, molecular function: zinc ion binding; sequence-specific DNA binding; DNA-binding transcription factor activity, RNA polymerase II-specific. The record is from RefSeq and is a predicted model, not a curated record. Gene Ontology annotation, biological process: positive regulation of transcription by RNA polymerase II. The transcript has 3 exons. Bases 249 to 2096 code for a protein of 615 amino acids. NCBI's taxonomy places the organism in Eukaryota, Fungi, Ascomycota, Eurotiomycetes, Eurotiales, Aspergillaceae.
UCCCUAUCUCGAUAAAUGAAGGACGCGACUAGACUGGGCCGAGUGGAUAUAGAUUUGAUAUGGAUAAGGAUGAUAAGGACCUGAUGAGAUCAGCAGUGUGGAGACUCCUUAUCUCUCUCUCUUUGUUUCUCCGCUUUCUCCCUCGGCUUUGAGAUCCCCUCAUUCCUCAUCCCUCUUUCUAACUCCCCAUUACUUCCUACGUUGACCCUCCCGAUAUUGUUAAUUGAUACCCGGUCAAAUGUCAGCCUAUGCCCCUUCAUCUAAAACACCCCCGUCUCCUAGCCUGUGCGCGAUGCUUCCGCUUGAAGAGAAAAUGUGACCACGCCAAGCCCAUGUGCGGAGAAUGCCGCCGCCGAGGGACUGAAUGUUUACCUAUGAAAUCCCGCAAGGACGGUCAAGACAUCACCAUCCCAUUGGAGUAUCUGAAGCAGCUGGAGUCGCGCAUUGCCGAGCUGGACCGUCCGUCGGCUGCGACGCACGAUGUGGGUGUCCAGACGGACUUCUCGACCCAACAGCCCGAUCCCCAUCCGACUACCUUAUCGGGCAUGGCCGAUAGUGCCCCCGGAGGUCUCCACCCAGCAGCGCAGCAGGUGUUCGGCACGCCAGACGACUAUCCACAAAAUGAUCUGCUAAGACACGUCGCAGCGUCGGAACAGGACCUCUUGCGUGUGUCUGACAUGCGCUCCCAUGCCCCCCGGUUGGAAGGAGCCUUGAUCUCGCGAUUGGCGUACGAAGUCUACCCAGACCGACCCGGCUGGGACUUCUACGCUGGCACCGAUGCCGGAUCGCCACAUGCGGGGUAUCCGUUCUGGCAGGAAGAAGUGUACGCGAACUUGUACUUCUCCAUCACGCAUUGGGUGUGGCCCUUCCUGGACAGCGGGGCGUGGAAAACGUGGCGUCAGGAGUGGAACUCGGAUAGUGAGGCGGAUCAGUGGAAGGGCUUUCUCGUCAAGAUGGUACUGGCUAUUGGGGCUUUGUCCUGCAACGUUCUACAACCGAGCCAGGGCCACUCGGCCCACGCCGCGGAUCUCUACACCGCCGCAAUGGCGUACUACCCGUAUGUGAUGGGCCACGAAUCUUCCAUCCUGCAGAUCCAGGCAUCCAUUCUCAUGGUACUCUACGCCCUUCAAUGUCCCUCGGCGGAGGAGAUCUCGACGGCGGUUUCGUCUAUCGUUCCGUUCUGCACGGCGACGGUGGCGGACAUGAGGAAGCAUGCUGCCGCUGGGAAUGGGGUCGAUCUGGGCCUUGCGGGGGGCGAGGGGGAGAUAUUGACCGAAACGUUAUUUAUCACAUGCUUUAUGUUGAAUGAGAUCGUCGUGUCGGGCUGGGACCGGCCGGUUUCGGCCUCUUAUCGAGCGAUUGACGAUGAUGUCUACUCCCUCGGAAAUGAGGUGCCCUCGUCCUCGAGCACCAGCACGGCGCUGCGACACCUGUUCCGACUGCGGAAGAUCCAAGCCGACAUUCGACGGCAAUGGAGGGAGGAAUCAGGACAACCGCAGGCGAAUGAUACGAUGUUGAAAUCGGCCUUGGAUACAUGGAGAAACGAGAUCCCUCGAUACGGCGUGGAAGAAGCGCCCAGUACAUACCUCCAUCCGCUAUGGAUGGCAAACCUUUACGACUAUAGUGUUAUAAUAAUGAUGCAGGAAAAACGGGACACUCUUCAGCCAGGGGACAUCGAGGACGUCGUGACCACCAGCGACGAGGUGUGUCGGAAUUUCCGACGACUACAGGAGGAAGGGCAGGUAAUGUGUUAUACAUGGUCAGCUCUGGUUUUCCAAUUCCGAGCAGGGAUCACCCUGCUUUACAUAUUUUGGGUGACGCCACGAGAGCCAACCCUGGUACAACGGGCCUUGGAGGCGUUGUAUAUCUGCGCCGAUAAUGUUUCUCACCAUGCACACCGCUGGCCGGAUGCUACACCGUACGCGAAGAUUAUGGAUUUUCUCUUCCAAAGCGCUUCGUGGAUUCCCGCAGGAUCGCCACGGAGCCAUAGGAGUGCAUGCUCUCGCGAGGAGCUGCCGCGGCACCUGACCGAAUUGAAAAAACAAUAUCUACACAAGGCGGUGCUGCGGAUGAUUGAAGACAUGCUCCUCCAAUAGCCAGCUUUCUUACGGAUAGAACCUGGACAUGCGCGUGUA